AAUAGCUAGAUCUUCUUUUAUCUUCUAUCACUUAGUAUUUGGUUCUAAAAAAGUUACUGAAUUGUUCUGACAUUUUUACCUCCCCUCCCCUCCCCUUACCUUCUGUCGUUUUUGUCUAGUACUUGAAACCGCGAAGAUUUGAAAAUGGAGUUCAACCGUUCUCUUCUGUGACGAGAAUGAUGCCGAUGGAUUGAAAGAUAGGGGAUCUAUAAAAGUAACUUAAUAACUCAUUUACAGAGAAAAAUAAGGAUAACAGUACAAGCAAUGAUGGAUGUGUCCAUUGAAGUCAUUGACUCCCCAGACAUCAAGGAUGAUGGUGAUGAUGGUGAUGAAAGUAUCAUUAUAGUAUCCCCUUGCAAGCCAGAAGGUAAUGCUGUUAGCACUGCAUCACCACUCAAGGGAGAUCUUGCCGUAACAUUUAACCAGCCAGCUCUAAACCUACCACAUGCUAGAGAAGACUGUCGCAUACACAAGUUCAAACCACCCUUCUCAAACAACUACAGGCUAAGCAGGCCAAUAGAAGGCAAUGAUUUGUACUGUGAAAAGUGCUACUGCUUUGUGUGUGAAAAGCUUGCCUCAAAGUGCCCUCAGUGGACUGGCAAAUGUGAGGCCUGCCACUGUAAUGCAUUUGGGAAAUCGCCAUUUUGGAAGCAUUUGAGGGAUGUGUUGAAAGGAAAAGAAAACCAGUAUCCUAGCUCGCAACAUCAACAAACCCAAUCGCAACCCAGACAUGGGAACCAAGGGAAUAAUACAUGGCGUCCACAAAAUCAACAACAUCUCCGUCAGAUGCAGGCUCUGCAGCAAAACCUUCAGAGAAACCGCCAUCUCAAUCCUUAUAACAAUUGGAAUCAGGGCCAAAUAUAUCGAUUUCUCCAGCAUCAACCACAGAAUGAAAGAUGGCUGUAUGCACACACUAGCACAGCCAUGGCAAGGAAUGUACCUGUUUGUGAGCAGAGAAAUGUUGAUUGCAGAGGAGGUGGUGGGAUUCCUUUACUGACUAAUCCACCCAGAGCCGAAGGAGUUGAACAAUCUUGUGACACAAUGCAAAGGUUGUCGGUGUCAGAGCAAAGAAGGGAUCCUGCUAGCGGAUUUAGCCAAGAUAAAACACAGAGUUUUCAUGAGACUUUGGAGCUUUUUUCUAAAUAUGUGGACAAAUGUGACAUGGAUGGGCUCCGUCGAUUGCUUAAAAACCCCUGCACAUGCGACACUGCCUUUUUACUAAAGACAGCGGACCUGGUAUGUACCUCUUUAUGGUCAAACGGAACAGGAAAGAUUUCACCAGAACAAAUAGGUGUUUGGAAGACGCACCGAAGCAAUGGGACAUUUGCAAAAGUCUUAGACGUCAUCUUUUCAACAGCCGAGGAGUAUCUGUCAGAGACGACACUCACAAAGGAAAGACGUGACAAGGCAAUAACUUGGUUGAAAGACAUUAAGUGUCUGCUAGUCAGGGAAGGAAUGGCCCAGAUGUGGAACAAAUUCUUGAUCAAUCUAAGGAGUGGGACGCUAAGAAGAAAAAGACCCUUUAUGGAGGAUCUCGACCUUUAUUUGCGGAUCGUCGAUCCAUGCCUUUAAUAUGAUGUGAAAGCACUUGGCUACACACGAGUAUUCCUGAAUGUACACCUACCUGCCUGUUCUACAAAACAUCUUCUAGGCGACUCGCAAGGUGCUGAAAUAUAGCUAUAACCAUCUAACAGUACUAGUGUAGCCUCACUCUGAUUGACACAAGAUGGACAAAAUGUUGGUGAAGUACAUCACAGCACGUGGUGUAUAAACAACAAAAUACCACUGGAAACGAAAGUUAAUAAUAGCUGUCGUCAUCGUUGUAUACAGAAAAAGAAAGUAUCGCUAGAACUUUCACGGGCCAUGGUCUACAGGAAUGUUAGUUGUGUAUAUUGUCGUUUACUGGCUCUGUGCAGUCUUCGACACAGUUUUCGUGAAGUAUUGUCUUCCUUAACUGAGAGAACACAUCACCAUACCUGUUCAGCUGUUCCCAAUUAAUCACGCCAGGGGCUUUUAAGUGGCCCUUGUAAUAAUGUAGCUAAUAGACAUUGCGAACCUGUAAAUCAAGUUGUCAAAAACGUAUACUGUGUCUGAUAAAUAUGGAAAAAAUAGCGCUGAGAGGCUGGGCAAUUUCCUUUGAAAUUAAAAGAAAAUACACUAA
Nematostella vectensis (starlet sea anemone) is the source of this 2161-nucleotide messenger RNA. RefSeq lists its product as uncharacterized. The transcript is spliced from 12 exons. Bases 265 to 1572 code for a protein of 435 amino acids. NCBI's taxonomy places the organism in Eukaryota, Metazoa, Cnidaria, Anthozoa, Actiniaria, Edwardsiidae. The record is from RefSeq and is a predicted model, not a curated record.